Hermetia illucens (black soldier fly) is the source of this 909-nucleotide messenger RNA. RefSeq names its product cuticle protein 12.5-like. The transcript has 2 exons. NCBI's taxonomy places the organism in Eukaryota, Metazoa, Arthropoda, Insecta, Diptera, Stratiomyidae. The coding region runs from base 149 to 850 and encodes 233 amino acids. The record is from RefSeq and is a predicted model, not a curated record.
AUUGCCUAUUCAUAUAAGUUUAAACCUGUUCAUAUCACACACGAUACUGCAGUUAAUAAACAAAGUUGAAAAUUGUAUAAAAGAGAACGUUUCGCGCCGAAAUGUAUCAUUCAGGAAUCAUCUUUCCAGAAUAUCACCAACUGCAAAAAUGAAAUUCCUUGCUUUAGCUCUCGCCCUUCUCGGUGCGGCUUCCGCCUCUUACGUUGCCCCAGUCGGAGGUUACAGUUCAUGGGGACAUGCCGCCACUGUUGCUCCAUUCGCUGCUGGUGGUUGGGGACAUGCCGUUACCCCAGUUGCUAGUGGUUACCAUGCUGCCCCAUAUGCUGCUGCUGCCUACCAUGCUCCUGUGACUGCUGCCCCAUAUGCUGCUGCUGCCUACCACGCUCCUGUGACUGCUGCCCCAUAUGCUGCUGCUGCCUACCAUGCUCCAGUAACUGCCGCCCCAUAUGCUGCUGCUGCCUACCAUGCCCCAGCUGUAACUUCCGCCCCAAUUGCUUACCAAGCUCCAGUUGUAACUGCUGCCCCAUAUGCUGCUGGUGCCUACCACGCUGCCGCCCCAUAUGCUGCUGCUGCCUACCAUGCUCCAGUAAAUGCUGCCCCUUAUGCUGCUGCCUACCAUGCUCCAGCAGUGACUGCUGCCCCAAUUGUCAGUGCCUACCAGGCUCCUGCUGUGACCGCUGCCCCAAUUGUUAGUGCCUACAGUGCUGCUCCAGUUGCCUAUGGACAUGGAUACGCCGCUCCAGCCGUCGCUGCCUAUGGACACGGAUAUGCUGGUUACGGUCACGCAUAUGCCGCUCCAGCUUGGGGAUAUGGUGGUUUGUGGAAGAAGAAGAAGGCUGCUGCUGCUUAAGUUGUGAUUGAUCUGGUUAAUGAAAUAAAAUAAGUACCAUAUAAAUCCACAGAUUUGUA